Messenger RNA from Vigna radiata var. radiata (mung bean), 3968 nucleotides. RefSeq names its product protein transport protein SFT2. The record is from RefSeq and is a predicted model, not a curated record. Gene Ontology annotation, cellular component: membrane. Lineage: Eukaryota; Viridiplantae; Streptophyta; Magnoliopsida; Fabales; Fabaceae. The transcript has 3 exons. Gene Ontology annotation, molecular function: nucleic acid binding. Gene Ontology annotation, biological process: DNA integration; vesicle-mediated transport. The coding region runs from base 290 to 1729 and encodes 479 amino acids.
CCUCGUCGUCGUUGCUUGCCGAUUGGAACUCCUACGCCUCUAAUCAAUCCUCCCAGGACAGCUCCAGUUUGGGUCUUUCCUUCGAUCUCGAAUCCGCCGUCAGGUCGGCCAAUGACACCGUUUCCGGCACCUUCAGCGUGAACAUGGUACGGGUCGUCUGAUUGGAGAAGGACAUAAGUCAUGAGGACUUUAUUUCUUGAAACCUAACUCCUCAGUUUCCUGUUUUGCAACUUCAUCCCUAAAACUUUUGCAUGAUUGGUUGGGCCACCCAAGCUUAUCCAAGUUGAAGAUGAUGGUUCCAAGUCUCAAACACAUUCAAGUCUUAGAUUGCGAGUCUUGUCAGUUAGGAAAACAUGUUAGAUCUUCCUAUCCUAAAAAGUAUGAGACACGUUGUAAUUUUGCCUUUUCAACUAUUCACUCUAAUAUUUGGGGACCAAGUCGUGUUACUUUUUUUGGUUUUAAUUAUUUUGUAACCUUCAUUGAUGAAUUUUCUCGAUGUACUUGGGUUUAUUUAAUGAAAGAGAGAUCUGAACUUUUGGCAAUAUUUGUGUCUUUUUUUAAUGAAAUUAAGAACCAAUUUGGGAAGACAAUUAAAAUCCUCAGAAGUAAUAAUGCUAAGGAAUACUUUUCUGCAGCAUUUUCUUCAUUCUUAUCUUCCAAAGGAAUUUUACACCAGUCAACAUGUCCCCACACUCCACAACAAAAUGGCAUUGCAGAGAGAAAGAAUAGACAUCUCAUUGAAACUGCACGCUCCCUGAUGUUGAAUACUAAUGUUCCUGUUCAUUAUUGGGGUGAUGCAGUCCUUACUGCCUGUUUUCUGAUCAAUAGAAUGCCUUCUUCCUCUCUUGAAAAUAAAGUCCCUCACUCUGUAAUUUUUCCGAAUGACCCUCUUUUCCAUGUCUCUCCUCGUAUAUUUGGGUGUACUUGUUUUGUUCAUAAUGUGUCUCCAGGUCUUGAUAAACUCUCUGCAAAAGCUAUUAAGUGUGUCUUUUUGGGAUAUUCUCGCCUUCAGAAAGGGUAUAAAUGUUAUUGUCCCUCAACCAAGAGGUAUUAUAUGUCUGCUGAUGUCACAUUCUUUGAAUGUACGUCUUUUUUCUUGUCCUUCAUGGAGGAUCGUUCAUCUGUUCAACAAAUGUUUCCUCUACCAUCAUGUGAUCCCUUGGUUACUCCUGCUUCCUUACCUCAAACCCCAAAUGCAAAUGACAUUGUUCCUCCACCUCUUCUCACAUAUCAGUGUCAGACACAAUCUCAAACUCCAAACACUGAAGAUCCUCAAGACUCAGAUCCUCCUUCAUCAGUUUCCCAACCCAUGGAUCCUUCAUCCUCUUCACCCUCUCUUGACUCAGAUAAUAAUUGGCCUAUUGCCCUUCGGAAAGGUAUUCUUUCUACUCAUAAUCCUUAUCUUGUUUAUAAAUUUUUGAGUUAUCAUCGUUUGUCUCCUCCAUAUUUCUCCUUUGUUUGUUCCUUAUCUUCCAUUAAGGUUCCUAAUAAUGUUCAUGAGACACUUGGUCAUCCUGGAUGGCGACAAGCCAUGAUUGAUGAAAUGCAGGCACUUGAACACAAUGGCACUUGGGACCUUGUUCCUCUUCCUCUUGGAAAUGACAUCACUGAAAUUGCUCAAUUAAAGAAUCAUUUGUUCAACCACUUUCAAACCAAAGAUCUGGGUCGGCUAAAAAGUGGCACAAUCAAAGGAAGGUGUUAUCAUUUCACAAAGAAAAUAUGCUCUUGAUAUUUGAGGAAACAGGCCUAACAAAUUGCAAGCCCAUUGAUAGUCCUAUGGACUCAAAUCAAAAGUUAAUGAAAGACCAAGGUGAAUUUUUCUCAGACCCAGAGAGAUAUAAAAGGCUUGUUGGAAAACUCAUCUAUCUUACCAUAACAAGACCUGAUCUUUCUUAUCCGGUAGGAGUUGUAAGUCAAUUUAUGCAAAAUCUACACGUUGAUCAUUGGAAUGCAGUGAUUCGCAUUCUCAGAUAUGUAAAAGGGAACCCAGGACAAGGAUUGUUGUAUGAGGACAAGGGAAGCACCNGUGUUGAGGGAUAUUGUGAUGCAGAUUGGGCUGGUUGUCCAAUUGACAAAAGAUCUACCUCAGGAUAUUGUGUUUUACUUGGAGGGAACCUUGUGUCUUGGAAAAGUAAGAAACAAAGUGUUGUUGCUCGAUCUAGUNCUGAAGCUGAGUAUCGAUCUAUGGCUCUAACUACAUGUGAACUUGUGUGGAUUAGACAACUCCUUCAAGAGUUGAAAUUUUGUGAAAAUGAGCAGAUGAAAUUGUACUGUGACAAUCAAGCUGCCCUUCACAUUGCCUGCAAUCUAGUGUUUCAUGAAAGAACAAAACAAAUAGAGAUUGAUUGUCAUUUUAUCAGAGAGAAGUUAUUGUCAAAGGAUCUUGUUACUGAAUUUGUCAACUCUAAUGAACAACUUGCAGACAUUCUGACCAAAUCUCUAAGGGGGCCUAGAAUUCAACUUAUACAUUUCAAGUUUGGUGCAUAUGAUCUAUAUGCUCCAGCUUGAGGAGGAGUGUUGAAAUAUAAUGUCUUUAUUUUAUUAUUAAUAUUUAUGUUAGAGUUGUGUUAGGGGCUUCCCGCCCUUUUAUUUUUCAGAACUACUGUCUUCUAUAUAUACAGUAGAAGUUGUAUCAGACCUAAUUAAUCACAAAUCAUUAGACUGUUCAUUUUCUCUCAACUUCAAGUAUAGUAAAGAGGGAGACAUUGAACUAAAAUCAUGUGUUUCUGAGACAAUACAAAUGCUUUAUUUAUAUAGAGAAAAAGAAACCAACACAAUAAAUAUAGGAGAUUUGAUAUCCUCUAAUAAUACUUAGUCUGUUUGUCUAGUACCUCUGCAUGAGUAGCCUUUUCCUAAAUAUUGACAACCCACUCUUAUUUAAUUUGAUUUGCCUUUGUGUGUGUAUACGUGUCUCCCAAUGUCCUAUAUUUUAGACAUUGGCGUUUGUGAUUUAUAGUCUUGUAAUGUUGGAUAUGAUACUUAAGCAUUUCAUAGUAUCCAAGUCCCCAUCAGUAUGUUGAUUCCCAUCAGUUGGGAAUAAAGUUUGUAUGUAAUUGUUUUUUCCCUUUACACGCCACUUCCACCAAAGGAUUUCUAACAAAAUGUAGUUGUUAACAUAGUAUUUAUUUUUUAAAUACUUAGGAAUGUCAUUCCCAUCAUUAUGUUCCUGGGAUCUUAUUCCCAAAAGUAAAAUUUGAUAACCUGAAACACAAUUCAUGUGUUUUGCUAAUAUCAACGUGAUCAUCUAAGUGUACACAUGAUAUUUCUCUUCUCUCUCGUGUCAAAAACUUCACUCUAAGGUCAAAUUUAUUAGGCUGAAUCUUGGUGUCAGGAACUUUUGUGAAUUAAUGUUACAACUGAACGCAGGUUUCUGAUGCAAUUGUCUAUGGAAUAACUGGCUAUUUUGUCUGCCUUAAAUGCAUGUGAUAAGGUGGUGGAGUCGGAAAUAGCUUUUGUUAGACAAGAGCUCUAGCGGCUAAACUUGAUCCGUUUAGAACUUAUAAGCUUAGGUUAGCUUGAAAACUUAAAAAUGUACGUUGUGGUAAGACUUUUUUAAUAGGUAAUUAGCCUAAUUCUAAAUAGGUUAAUGGGCCUAAAUUUAUACCUGAUGUAGUUUGGUGAACUUUACCCUUUAAACAUGUCGAGUUAUAACUUCAAAAAAUCUCUGUAAAAAUUAAUAGCAUUGUAUUUAUGAUUUAAGGAUGUCAGCGAGUUAGGCCUUACAGCUUUUUAGCUAAAUAGAUUUUUUGUGAAAGCCUAAGCUGGAAAAACUUGUGGUAAGUUAGCCUUUUUGGUUUAGGCUUGACUCGGUUUAGAGUAUAAAAUGCCGCAGAAAGAACAUAUAUUCUCCUAAUUUGUCUUAAAUGUAUUUUCUACAUCUUGGCAAAAGAACAUGCUGGUAAGAAAUCUUUUUGUAACAAAUAAUAAUGGUUUUUUGCCUGGGCUUAUCAAGUAAUUUUUUUCUUAUU